Molecule: messenger RNA, 4096 nt
Organism: Liolophura sinensis
Lineage: Eukaryota; Metazoa; Mollusca; Polyplacophora; Chitonida; Chitonidae
Product: protein MMS22-like
Exons: 35
Coding region: 284-3889 (1201 amino acids)
Biological process (GO): double-strand break repair via homologous recombination; replication fork processing
Cellular component (GO): nuclear replication fork
Source: RefSeq, a predicted model, not a curated record
AGGCACAGAAUUACACAACUCAGAUUAACUACCUAGGGAUCCGUUCGUAAUGUGUUUUGAUCGCGUUGGCAAUAAGAUAACAGCAGUGGUCCUAGAAUUUAUUUGAAUAAGUUAUUAUACUGUGCAUGGAGUUGAAGUUCAACAUGUAUUCUUAGAUGAGGAUCAUGAUGUCUGUGGACUGAGUGGAAGUGGGCCAAAGGAUGAAUUACUAGUAAAGACAGAUAUUAGCUAGAGAGAUUAUUGUCCGUCCAAUAUAUCAUUCGUUUUCUGCCCUCUAUGAACCAUGGAGAUCCAAGAUAGUUGUUCCAUGACUCCUCCCUUGUCACCCAUGGGAUUUAACCUGGUGGAGGAUGAGCUGCCAGGUGUUAUCCCAGGACAUGACCCACAGGAUCCUGAUCCCGUUUCUGAUCGUGCAGUGGUGUUUUUGUGUAAUGGAGAAGACAGACUUGGUAUGUGUGAGAACUUUCACCCAGCUGGACCGCUCCUGUCUGGAUCAAUUCACAGCCUGGUGAGUAACGAGGAGCUGACCACCCCAGGUAUCCUGCUGGGCUCUAACACCUGUGUACUGUUUGGGAAUUAUUUCACUCCGCAGACGGCCCUCACAGAGCACCUCCACAGUCUUUUCCAGUUUGCCAAACUUUGGAUCAGCAAGAUUGAGCUAUUUCCUGGAGCAUCCUUGACAAAGGAUGAGAGUGAAGUUUUCCUGACGGCAAGAAGAGAGCUGAAGGAAUUUCUUGAUUAUGUAAUCUUAUUUAUCACAAAAUAUAUGAGCUCUGAACAGCAGCCAUACCUUUGUCAUGAGAUCAGUGUUCAACUGCAGGCUUUACUGCAGUACCUGGGCAGGCUCUCUGAACAUAGAACCUUUACCGGAGGUGUAUCACGAGGGUCGAAGAAUCCGACAAAGGCCUCUCAUCAUUUCCACAUGCAUAUGGACAUGUACUGGGGUGUUCUACAAAUCAUGAUGAAACUGGAUCAGAUUUGUGCAGGAAACUCUCCCCAGGUAACAAUAUGCUGUAACAAGAAUGACAGCAGUGUAACGGAGAGCUUGACCUCACAGCUCACUCAGCUUAUUCUAUGGGACUUGGUCACUAUUUGUGCUGACCGCUAUAACAAGCUGUCACCCAGUGACCGUCUCCGCCUGUCUGCCUUCCCCUGUUCCUGUGUGAGAGAGUUUCUGGUCAUCCUCAUUCACCUGUUGUCAUGGAGACAGAAAUCAGGACAUGGACAGGAUUUCUGGUUUGAUUUCCACAGUACUGCUCAAGGUUUGCUGACUUGUACAAGAGAUGAUGGGUCAGUUGACAGUAUGGAUACAGAUUCCAGUGUGUUUUACAAUCCGCCUGAAAUCAGCGUAGACAAGCCUGCACCUCUCUGCCUGUGGCUGAUGGCUCAGAUUGCUCCACUUUUUGCCUACGAUGACAGAGGACAAUAUAAUGCGAUCUCAGCUGUUCAAAGCAAUUACCCGCUAGCACAGACUCUCAUCAAGGCCUGCAUCACAUCUCCUAAUGUUGAUGAGUCACAACUGCAGCACUAUCUCAGAUAUUGUGUCAAACUGUCACACUUGUGGGAACCCAAUGUUACCAUGGUGAUGACAUUGUGGGACUAUUUUUCUGGAAAGCUGAACAGUAACUUCCAAGUGGCUUCAAUGGGUAUACAUGGACUUGCAUCUAUAAGGAAAACGGCCGUCUCCUUCCUCACUGAUUGCAAAAGUCUAACACAAAGGGAUGUUGUUUUACGACGUCUUGAGCAAGAGGACAGCUUUAGUUUGUUCCUACACAUCUUGUCUGAUCAUCUACACCGCUUCCUGGAGCGUGGCUCCUCACAGGAGUGGAGACAGCUCAAGGGCAGGAUAUUUUCUAAAUUCCACACCCGACGUAUGCAGGAGUUGGGAGAGACGGGGCUGAACAACCUAACCAAACUAUUCGUCACCUUGAUGCUGGUGGUGAAGCCUGACCUAGACACUAUGGUAAACAAGCUUUGUGCCUUUUAUGAACUGUUGGAUUUCUCAAUGCUGGACACAAAAAGGAAGAGGGCUGUAUGGAAAGGAAUGUUUUCAUUAGUUAUUAUUCAUCUGGAGAAAAAACAAGACCUCUCGUUCUUGGCUGAGAGAAUGUCAACAUCUUUCAACGCUUGCUGCAGUGAGUUCUGCCAGCCCAACCUGGACAGUAUGCAGAAGCAGAAGGUGUGGGAACUCUUGUCCUUCUACCUGGAGAACCUGAGCGAUGUGCUGGACCAGAGCUCUCAUCUUAACCUCUCACAACACAAACUCAUAGGUCAGGGUCUAUCUCAGAUUUUACCUGUGUGCGGUGAGAAUGAGCUCCGUCAUGUCUUGUCUACCUGUCUGAAUAUUUUGGCAAAUGUAAGAAAUUUCUGCUCUUCACAAAACCAGGAUGUGUCUGUUGUUGAUGGAGCAAGAGCCUGGAUUGACAUCCUGUGGCAGAGCGUGUACCCAUUCUGUAAGAAUCAUGCGACCACACAUACCCCACCCCCAGAGCUAGCUGACCUCAUCGCAUGUCUCUGUAUGUCCACGGCACAAAUUGGAGAAGACAACCAGUCUGUGUGCAGCAUUUUUCAGUAUUUUGCACUCAAUGAAGAUGUGAAUGUGAGAUGUUCGUGUAGAUUCCUGAACCAUGUCCUACAGAACACACCUGUGGUGGAUGCUCUGUCACAAAGUUUACCUGACUAUCAGACCUGUCUGAUACAAACCUGGCUCAGGUGUGCUCUACUCUCUCCCUCCUCAUCACAGGAUUGUCUCAAUAUAAACAGAAUCAUGUGUCAGAUGUCUGAUGUAAAGGCUGUGUUUGAGAAAGCAGAGAUGGAACUGCCAGCUGUGGUAGAGACCUCACUACUCCAGUUUGUCAAAGCUAUGGGAAGAUGUUACAACAAAGCAGAGAGUUUAAUGAACAAGAUUGCAUACAGGACUAAGGCAUGCUUGUAUUGCCGAGAUGUGAUUCGCUAUGUGACCCCUAUACUUAGGAAUUAUGGGCCUGCAGAGAGCUUGUCCUGUGUGUAUAACAUGACGGGUCAUCUAGUGAAAUACUGUGCUCCUCUCCUCUAUGUCAAGUCUCAGCCUGACUGUCCACUUCCGGCCAUUAUUGACCGCCUGGUAUUACCUCACAGUCUGUUUGACCACAGGAAGACUGUCCACCCUAACCUGCUGACAACUCUCAGGGAACAUCUCCAUUUGUUCGUGCAAGGCCUGGCGCAGCUAGACUACAGAAGAGAUCCGUACAUACAGAGGAGGGUCAAGGACAUUCUGGUACAGUUCCUUCAGAGGUUUCCCGUGGCUUGCCUUGGAAAAGCUUUGUCCAAAACACCCACAGAAGAAAGUUCAAAGUUCAGACAGUUCAUCUUGUCCUUGGUUGUAGAGAACUUUCUGAAGGUGACCUCUAUGACCCUGCCACCCAAUGCUGUCAUGGGUCUUUCCUAUAUCACAGAAGUUUUCAAGAGGACAAUGUCUGUGGAUGAGAUCACAAGAGACACUGUGAGCCUGCUAGAGGUGCUACUGGAGAUUAGUCUAGUUGCAGACAACUCACCACUCAGAGAUCAUGUCAAUGCCUUACUACAGGUCCUGUUUGAGGCUUGUGCUAAGAGGAGUGAUACACAACUAACUUUGUCAUUGGUGGGUCCUCUCCAGAGGUUUGCGGAGAAGUAUGUGAGGCUGAACGCACCAGGUGUCCUGGGAGGGUCACUGGAGAGGGUGGCUGUACUGUAUCCUGAUCUCCUUAUACAGCUCCUGCCCUCACUUACUGACACUCUGCUGGCCAUAGAGAGGAAGAGGGGGGUGGGCAGAGACAAACAACUCAGGUCAUCCUAUGUAAAACUGUUGAAAAUCCUGGGAGAGAGGGGAAUGGAAGAGAUGCAGAAAAUGGAAAUGUCGAAUGCUGACUGAGAAGAUUGGGCACAGAAAACUAUUGUUGAAAAAUCUGAGAAAAUAAGACUGCGAUAAAAUGUUGUUGCAGGUCAGCAUGUGGAAGUCGGAAUACAACAAACUACAUCAUAUCAAAUAGAGCUAUUUGUUGAACAACAGUAUUCCUGCUGGCUAAUUUUAAACCAUCAAGUAAAACUCUCAUCUUUGCAAAGUUAUCAGAGAAAUGCC